Moneuplotes crassus is the source of this 2168-nucleotide messenger RNA. Lineage: Eukaryota; Ciliophora; Spirotrichea; Euplotida; Euplotidae. The record is from the annotation of a GenBank genome assembly.
UUUUAGCCAUGAAUAUGCUAACGAGGCUUAACCCAGUUAAGAGGUUUGGAACAUUCACUAAAAUUUCCUCUGUGUUUCAAGGAAGUUUUGUAAACCAAAGAUACUUUAAUUCUACUAGUUCUGCUCUCCAACAGUAUGUCCAGAGAAGGCUGGAUCUGUUUGAAAAGCAUUAUCAAGAGCAGAUGAAAGCCGUUCAAAAGCUUGCCUCUCAAAAGAAGGAGAUUCUUAUUACAGUUGGAGAUGAAACCUUCAAGACCAUUGCUUACGCUACGACACCAAUGGAACUUGCCAAGAAAACUAUGAACAAGAAACAGUAUAAAAAGAUCGUAGGUGCUAAGAUUAUUAAUCCUAAUGGAGGAAAAGACAGAAUUAUUGAUCUUUCCAAACCUUUAGAAGAGUCUGUCAAUCUACAGUUCAUAUUCCAAGAUGAGAGAGAAGGCAAGGAGAUUUUCUGGCACUCAAGUGCCCAUAUUCUUGGUCAUUCCCUUGAAGAUCUCUACUCUUGCUUGCUAUGUACUGGACCAGUGAAAGAGCAUGAAGGAUUUUAUUAUGACGCUAAUUUUCCUAAAAAUGAAGAAACUAUUACUUCAGAUCAGCUACAGAAGAUCCAGAAGGCAGUGAAUAAACUAGUCAAACAAAACAAAGAAUUCCAAAGGAUUGAAGUCACUUAUGAACAAGCUUGACAGAUGUUUGCAGAGAACAAGUUUAAAAGAGAACUUAUUGAUAAGCAUAUUCAGAAGCAUAACACCGUCAGUAUUUACAGAGUUGGAAACUUGGUAGACCUUUGCACUGGUCCUCACCUUCCUCACAGUGGAUACAUUGGAGAAAUCAUCGUUCAGAAGCAGUCUGGAUCUUACUGGCAAGGAAAUGUUGAGAACCCUAAAACCCAAAGGAUCCAUGGAAUCUCUUUUAAGACUAGAGAUGAGUUAAAGGAAUGGAAAAAGCUACAAGAAGAGAUCGCUAAAAGAGACCACAGAGUUAUUGCAAAGAACCAAAAGCUAUUUACUCUUGAUAUGGAGUCUCCGGGAGGAGUCGGAUUUCUUCCUAAUGGAGCAUUUAUCUAUAAUAAGUUGAUUGAGAUUUUGAGGCGGGAAUAUAAAGUCAGAGGAUACCAAGAAGUCAUCACUCCAAACGUGUUUGGCAUCGACCUUUGGAAAACUUCAGGUCAUUUAAAAUAACUAUAGUGAAGAUAUGUACAUUUUCAAUAGCGAAAACAAGUGGUUCGGACUCAAGCCGAUGAACUGCCCAGCUCAUUGCUUAAUGUUUCCAAAGCUAGUUCAGUCCUAUAAUGACCUUCCUCUUAGACUAGCUGAUUUUGGUGUUCUUCAUAGAAAUGAAAUUAGUGGUGCCUUAUCUGGAUUAACUAGAGUCAGGAGAUUCCAACAAGAUGACGCUCAUAUAUUUUGUACCUUUGAACAAAUCCAAGAAGAGAUAGCUGGUUGAAUCAACUUCAUGGAGUAUAUCUAUGGCAAGUUCGGCUUUGAAUAUACCUUUGAACUUUCUACGAGGCCAGAGAAGAGAAUGGGAAGUGAUCAUGUUUGGGAUAUUGCAGAACAAGCUUUAGUGAAGGGAUUGGAAAUUAACAAUAAGGAAUGGAAACUAAACCCUGGUGAUGGAGCAUUUUAUGGUCCAAAAAUAGACGUAAAAAUUAAGGAUAUGCUUGGAAGGAAUUGGCAACUUGCUACUCUCCAAUUAGACUUCCUUCUCCCAGAAAGAUUCAAUUUGAUGUAUCAAGGAGAAGAUGAAAUGAGAAGGCCAGUUAUUAUUCAUAGAGCUGUCCUAGGCUCUAUCGAAAGAUUUAUGGCAAUUAUGAUCGAGCAUACAGGAGGAAGAUGGCCUUUCUGGCUCAACCCUCAUCAAGCAUUAAUUGUGCCAGUCUCUCAAAAAUUUGUAGACUAUGCACAAAGAGUCAAUGCUAAGCUCCUUCGUAAUGGUUAUCAGAGUAGUGUCGACAAGACAAAUCUCACCUUGCGUAAGAAAGUCAGGAACGCACAGAUUGCACAAGCUUCUUACAUUCUCGUUGUUGGAGCUCAAGAGCAAGAGACCGAUACUGUUCAUCUCAGGAACAGAGAUGGUCAGCAACUUGGCUCCUUUACAGUGAAAGACCUACUUAUGAAGUUCAGAGAAGAAGAAAUUCUUUAGAUAUAUUUCAAUUUACCGAAAUUUUU